This is a messenger RNA of Euleptes europaea (tarantolino), 1085 nucleotides long. It is a transcript of the gene DENND10, whose product is annotated as DENN domain containing 10. Gene Ontology annotation, cellular component: late endosome. Gene Ontology annotation, biological process: regulation of early endosome to late endosome transport; protein transport. NCBI's taxonomy places the organism in Eukaryota, Metazoa, Chordata, Lepidosauria, Squamata, Sphaerodactylidae. The transcript has 9 exons. The record is from RefSeq and is a predicted model, not a curated record. Bases 11 to 1075 code for a protein of 354 amino acids. Gene Ontology annotation, molecular function: guanyl-nucleotide exchange factor activity; small GTPase binding.
GAGGAGAAAGAUGGCAGAGGCCGAGGCGCAGCUGCUGUUGGGUGUGGGGCUGAUUGAAAAAGAUACCAAUGGAGAUGCACUGUGGGUCUGGUGCUAUCCUUCUACAACAAUUGAAUUAAGGGAUCUGUUGUUGAGGAAAUGCUGCCUUACAGAUGAAAGCAAACAGCUUCACACUUUUGUAUUUGGUCAGUACAGACUGACAUGGUUUUAUGUCACAACCAUGGAAGUUCCAGAUUCUUCAGCCUUGAAAAAGGUAACACAUUUUUCCAUUGUCUUGACUGCCAAAGACUUUAAUCCAGAGAAAUAUGCUGCCUUCAGUAGGAUCCUCUGUAGAAUAUACCUGAAAUAUGGAAGUCCUGUAAAAAUGAUGGAGAGUUAUAUUUCUGUUCUUACAAAGGGAAUCUGCCAGAGUGAAGAAAAUGGCUGUUUCCUAAGCAAAGAUUUUGAUGUCAGAAAAGCUUAUCUCGCAGGCUCAGUUAAAGAUAUAAUAUCUCAGUUUGGAAUGGAAACAGUCAUCCUCUAUACUGCGCUCAUGUUAAAGAAAAGGAUUGUUGUAUAUCAUCCACGAAUAGAAGCUGUCCAGGAAUUUACAAGGACGUUACCUGUGUUAGCAUGGCAUCGGCAAGACUGGUCUAUCCUUCAUUCAUAUGUACACCUAAAUGAAGGCGAGCUAGAAGCACUAAAGAUGUGUCCAGGUUACAUUGCUGGAUUCAUAGACUCUGAAGUCCGCAACAGGCUAGAUCUCUGUGAUGUGUAUGUGAAUCUGGCCGAAAGUGAAAUCACCAUUUCUCAGAAAGCAAAAGAGGCAAUGACAAUGGGAAAACUGCACAAAGAAAUUGGUCUGCUCAUCAUUCAGUCUGCGGAAGACCCAGACAGAUCAAAUAUACAAGUUGUGAAGGAUAUUUCACUGAAGACCAAAGAAAUUCUGACAAAUCUGGCCUCGCUUACAGAAGUCUCUCAAGACAAUGAGAAACCGUCACUGAACUAUGAGGCACUGAAAAAGAAGCGAUUUCCACCAGCAACUGAAAAUUUCCUCUAUCAUCUGGCAGCCGCUGAACAAAUGCUGAAGAUAUGAUUUUUAAAAA